Messenger RNA from Cladophialophora psammophila CBS 110553, 1875 nucleotides. RefSeq lists its product as uncharacterized. Gene Ontology annotation, molecular function: dynein heavy chain binding. The record is from RefSeq and is a predicted model, not a curated record. Bases 1 to 1875 code for a protein of 624 amino acids. Gene Ontology annotation, cellular component: centrosome; cytoplasmic dynein complex. The transcript has a single exon. NCBI's taxonomy places the organism in Eukaryota, Fungi, Ascomycota, Eurotiomycetes, Chaetothyriales, Herpotrichiellaceae. Gene Ontology annotation, biological process: microtubule cytoskeleton organization; microtubule-based movement.
AUGUUGGCGACGUCUCAACCAAGCCCCAGCUUCCCUCGCCCAUCUCCCUCGUCCACCUCGAUCCCAUCAUCAGCCUUCCGCCGCCCGGGCAGCAAAGAUGGCGACAAACAAGCGAUCUGGGUGCCCAUGCUCAACAGUGCAUCCAAGGGCAAGGACCUGUCCGAAAAACAACUCAUUCUCCUGGGCGGCACUCCGGACCAACAGCGCGAAUUCCUCGAACAAUUAAACCCUCCCAACCAGCGAGCGCGGUACGCCAACAACGACAGACGGCGACAACCCAGAAUAGCCCCCGUGUCAAACCGCUAUGCUCUAGGCUAUACGUAUCACGAUGUCUUGGACGCAGAUCAGGAAGACGUGCUGGCGAGAAUGAACAUCUACAUGCUGACGAAUCCCUCGGCGAACUUUGCACCACUGCUCAAGCCGCUCUUCACACCAAAGACGGUUAAAGACACGUUGAUUGCCAUCUUGCUGGACUGGUCGGAUCCCUUGAAGUGGGCGAGGCAAUUACGACAAUGGAUCCGCCUGCUCAGGGCGGUGAUAUUGACGUUGGACGAGCAGACAAAGAUUGAAAUGGAGGAAACCAUGACUGCCUGGAAGGAGAGGAGAGUUGGACCAGAUGCACCUUCUGCUCAGCCCGGCAGUGGCAGCAAUGUCACAGCGGCCGAGCAGAAAUCAAUAGUCCCACCAGGACCGGGAGAGUGGGAUGAAGGACUGGGUAUUCCACUGUGCGUGGUGUGCAUACAGGCGGAAAAGAUCCAAGUUCUGGAACGAGACUUUGGCUGGGGCGAGGAUCAGUUUGACUUCCUGAUGCAAUGGCUGCGAUGUGUCUUGCUGAAGCACGGAGCCUCGCUCGUCUAUACGGCCACCUUUGACCCAAACAACGUACGGACACUGGUGCAUUCGAGUUUGAGCAUUCAAUCCCUUUUGAAACGGGAAGUCGCCAAACACAACAUCGUCGACAGAGACAAGAUCCUGGUGCCGCCGAAUUGGGACUCGUGGGGCAAGAUUCGCAUCCUGAAAGAAGGCUUCGACCCAGAAGGCGUGGCAGAUGCUUGGUCUGUGGAAAUACAGCCCCCUCCCGAAGAGCGAUUCGAUCUCUCAUCAAAGACCUACGAUCAAGAACAAGACAGACCUCCUCAAAACCACGAUACGGAUUCAGAAUCGGCGGUCAAUCUGUUUGAAAACACCCUGCGCCGUCCCGCCGACACGCGCCCUUCAUUCCAGCCACGUACGCACGACGAAGCCGUCUCUGUCCCGUCUGUCCAAGAAUUCCUGCAGGCUCAGCACGAGAUGCUGGAAAAGCUGAAGGCGGAAGACGAGAAGGCAGAGAGGAAGUCGCGCAAAGGCGCACCUGCGCCCACAGGAGCGGGUGCAGGUAGCGUUGAAGCAAGCGGCGCUGGGGAAGAAGGGCCAAAGGGUGUGUCGAAUCCGAGAAUGGCCGAGCAUAUCGGACCGUAUCAGAUCAACGUCAACGGGAUUGAUUUCGACGCCGAGGAGGCGACACGACGCCUGAGAGAGCGGGAAAGCGAGCGGCAGAAUGCGGCGAAGCACGUGCCCACAAACGCCCCUUAUUCCCAUACAGCCGGGGGGGUCGUUGCAGGGACAGGCACUAGUACACCAAUGCGUCGGAUGGGGAGCGACCACGGUGCAGACGGGGCACAGACCCCUUCUGGCGGCGGCGCAGGCAAGCAGAGCAACGAAGCCAUGUCCCAGUUCUUUGCGAACUUGAUCAAGAAGGACAAGAGGGGCGCCGUGAGCGCAGGUGCUAGUCCCACCCGGGUUACGCCAGGAGGUAUGGGCGCCAGCCCUGCCGCUCGGGGACAUGGUGUUGGAAGUUUCGCGACCGGAGGAGAAGAGAGAAGACGCGAGUCUUGA